AUGAACAAGGCGAAGAUGAACAAGGCGGAGAGGAACAAGGAGAAGAGGAACAAGGAGAAGAGGAACAAGGAGAAGAUGAACAAGGCGGAGAGGAACAAGGAGAAGAGGAACAAGGAGAAGAGGAACAAGGCGGAGAGGAACAAGGAGAAGAGGAACAAGGAGAAGAGGAACAAGGGGAAGAGGAACAAGGAGGAGAGGAACAAGGCGGAGAGGAACAAGGCGGAGAGGAACAAGGAGAAGAGGUACAAGGAGAAGAUGAACAAGGCGGAGAGGAACAAGGAGAAGAGGUACAAGGAGAAGAUGAACAAGGCGGAGAGGAACAAGGAGAAGAGGAACAAGGAGAAGAGGAACAAGGAGAAGAUGAACAAGGCGGAGAGGAACAAGGAGAAGAGGAACAAGGAGAAGAGGAACAAGGAGGAGAGGAACAAGGCGGAGAGGAACAAGGCGGAGAGGAACAAGGAGAAGAGGUACAAGGAGAAGAUGAACAAGGCGAAGAUGAACAAGGCGGAGAGGAACAAGGAGAAGAGGAACAAGGAGAAGAUGAACAAGGCGGAGAGGAACAAGGAGAAGAGGAACAAGGAGAAGAGGAACAAGGAGGAGAGGAACAAGGCGGAGAGGAACAAGGCGGAGAGGAACAAGGAGAAGAGGAACAAGGAGAAGAGGUACAAGGAGGAGAGGAACAAGGCGGAGAGGAACAAGGAGAAGAGGAACAAGGAGAAGAGGUACAAGGAGGAGAGGAACAAGGCGGAGAGGAACAAGGAGAAGAGGAACAAGGAGAAGAGGUACAAGGAGAAGAUGAACAAGGCGGAGAGGAACAAGGAGAAGAGGAACAAGGAGAAGAGGAACAAGGAGAAGAUGAACAAGGCGGAGAGGAACAAGGAGAAGAGGAACAAGGAGAAGAGGAACAAGGAGGAGAGGAACAAGGCGGAGAGGAACAAGGCGGAGAGGAACAAGGAGAAGAGGUACAAGGAGAAGAUGAACAAGGCGAAGAUGAACAAGGCGGAGAGGAACAAGGAGAAGAGGAACAAGGAGAAGAGGAACAAGGGGAAGAGGAACAAGGAGGAGAGGAACAAGGCGGAGAGGAACAAGGCGGAGAGGAACAAGGAGAAGAGGUACAAGGAGAAGAUGAACAAGGCGGAGAGGAACAAGGAGAAGAGGAACAAGGAGAAGAGGAACAAGGAGAAGAUGAACAAGGCGGAGAGGAACAAGGAGAAGAGGAACAAGGAGAAGAGGAACAAGGAGGAGAGGAACAAGGCGGAGAGGAACAAGGCGGAGAGGAACAAGGAGAAGAGGUACAAGGAGAAGAUGAACAAGGCGAAGAUGAACAAGGCGGAGAGGAACAAGGAGAAGAGGAACAAGGAGAAGAUGAACAAGGCGGAGAGGAACAAGGAGAAGAGGAACAAGGAGAAGAGGAACAAGGAGGAGAGGAACAAGGCGGAGAGGAACAAGGAGAAGAGGUACAAGGAGAAGAUGAACAAGGCGAAGAUGAACAAGGCGGAGAGGAACAAGGAGAAGAGGAACAAGGAGAAGAGGAACAAGGGGAAGAGGAACAAGGAGGAGAGGAACAAGGCGGAGAGGAACAAGGCGGAGAGGAACAAGGAGAAGAGGUACAAGGAGGAGAGGAACAAGGAGGAGAGGAACAAGGCGGAGAGGAACAAGGCGGAGAGGAACAAGGAGAAGAGGUACAAGGAGAAGAUGAACAAGGCGGAGAGGAACAAGGAGAAGAGGAACAAGGAGAAGAGGAACAAGGAGAAGAUGAACAAGAUGGAGAGGAACAAGGAGAAGAGGAACAAGGAGAAGAGGAACAAGGAGGAGAGGAACAAGGCGGAGAGGAACAAGGCGGAGAGGAACAAGGAGAAGAGGUACAAGGAGAAGAUGAACAAGGCGAAGAUGAACAAGGCGGAGAGGAACAAGGAGAAGAGGAACAAGGAGAAGAUGAACAAGGCGGAGAGGAACAAGGAGAAGAGGAACAAGGAGAAGAGGAACAAGGCGGAGAGGAACAAGGAGAAGAGGAACAAGGAGAAGAGGAACAAGGGGAAGAGGAACAAGGAGAAGAGGUGCUAA
This is a messenger RNA of Bacillus rossius redtenbacheri, 2064 nucleotides long. Its product is annotated as trichohyalin-like. The record is from RefSeq and is a predicted model, not a curated record. The transcript has a single exon. Lineage: Eukaryota; Metazoa; Arthropoda; Insecta; Phasmatodea; Bacillidae. Bases 1 to 2064 code for a protein of 687 amino acids.